Mobula hypostoma (lesser devil ray) is the source of this 2303-nucleotide messenger RNA. Its product is annotated as ras-related protein Rap-2b. NCBI's taxonomy places the organism in Eukaryota, Metazoa, Chordata, Chondrichthyes, Myliobatiformes, Myliobatidae. Bases 423 to 974 code for a protein of 183 amino acids. Gene Ontology annotation, cellular component: plasma membrane. The record is from RefSeq and is a predicted model, not a curated record. The transcript is spliced from 2 exons. Gene Ontology annotation, biological process: negative regulation of cell migration; Rap protein signal transduction. Gene Ontology annotation, molecular function: GDP binding; GTP binding; GTPase activity.
CUGGUGUCAAUGGGAAGGAAGGGAGGGAGCGUGGGAGAGGAUCGCGCCGCGUCAGAUUGGCACUCUGACCGAACGGAGAGAGCACACCGGCGAGCCGCAGUGUGCAGCGAGCAGCGGCAGCCCCCUGUAACACUGGAAAGGGCCUAUAACCAGCACCGGAUCUAAAACAAACGUGCAGGCGGGUGGAAAGCAACGAGAGGAAAGGAAAAGGAUUCUUUUUUUUAUUAUUAUUAUAACCCUCCCCCCCCCUCCAGGUCGCCCUUGCCCGUGGGAUUGCAAUUUCGGAUCAAUUUCCACCGCUCGUGUUUUCAGACUUGCCCUUCAUGUGGACGAAGAUUCACUGAUUUGCAACACGCACACUCACACACACAUACACACACCCCAGCCCUGCAGGGGGAAGAGAAAGUGGCUACUGUCAAACCAUGAGAGAAUAUAAAGUGGUCGUGCUGGGCAGCGGCGGAGUGGGCAAAUCUGCCCUGACCGUCCAGUUCGUUACGGGAUCUUUCAUCGAGAAGUACGACCCCACCAUCGAGGAUUUCUACAGGAAGGAGAUCGAGGUGGACUCGUCGCCGUCGGUGCUGGAGAUCUUGGACACGGCAGGCACGGAGCAGUUCGCCUCAAUGAGAGACCUCUAUAUCAAGAACGGCCAAGGCUUCAUCCUCGUCUACAGUUUGGUCAACCAGCAGUCUUUCCAGGAUAUCAGGCCGAUGCGAGAUCAGAUCAUUCGAGUGAAGAGAUACGAGAGGGUACCCCUGCUUCUGGUGGGCAAUAAGGUGGAUCUGGAAGGGGAGAGAGAGGUGAAUUACAGCGAGGGGAGAGCCCUGGCCGAUGAAUGGAACUGCCCUUUUAUGGAGACCUCGGCCAAGAAUAAAAUUUCAGUGGACGAAUUGUUUGCAGAGAUCGUUCGACAGAUGAACUAUGUAUCCCAGCCUAAUGGAGACGAUCAGUGUUGUUCCUCCUGUGUGGUGCUGUGAUAGAUUUCUAUAUAAAUAUAUAUUAUACAUUAUAAAUCGAAGGCACAGAAUUUCUAUGCAAAGUUGGAAGUGUGGAUAUCUGGAAACCAUAACAAUGUGGCGCCCAGCUAAACUUGGAGACUGUAUCAGAGAAGCUACAGAGUGUGGAUUAACAGCUUCAUCAUAACUACAAUUCUGCUCAUUGGGUGGGGGCAGGAAGUACAUUUUUUUUUGUUGCUGAACUGCUGUAGUGUCUAUUUUUUAAGCCUCCUCUCCCCUCCCCACCCCAGAAGUGGGCAAAGACAGCAAAUAUAUUUAAAAGAAAACAGUGUUGGGGGAUUGGUGGAGGGAGGGGGAGGGGAAAGCAACAGUGGGUUUUUUUUCAACUGUGAUGUGACUGCCACAACCAUAGACUUGUACAAACCAAGGGGCAAGGGGUGCGGAUGGGGGUUUUAUUGGGAGGGGGUGGGGAGGGAAAAUAAUGGACGAACAGUAAAAGCCCAGAGGGUUCAGGCAAUGACUGACUUCUGUGCUGUGGUCCAUGAGCCUAUCAAUGACAGGCUAACAUCCACUCUUGUGUCUAGUGCCUUUGAGACUCUGUGCCAAUUUGUCAAAGCCUCCACACUACUUAACAAGAAAAAAAAGUACUUAAAUUUCUUCUUCAAAUGUUCCCGCACAAAACAUGGCAACAUUCUCUGAGCUUCUCCUUGACGGAAUCCAUAGUCCUUUUGUAUUUUAAGUCUCGCUUUUUGCCUAUGUUUUGGGCUGUUCAAGAAGUCACCUAUCUUCCCUUGUUUCCAAAGGAACUGUCUGUCCUCAGUUUGGUAUUCCGUGUGCUAAUCUAAUAUUCCCCAGCAAUGAUAAGGAUGGGAGGGCAAGGGGAGAGGGAGGUAGGGAGGGAAAGGGAGAAAAGGGGAUGUGACACUGGAGCUUCACUCUGGCGUAUCAAGGAAUUCUAACGUCCUCUGUAUGUUGCAAAACCAGACGUGCAUUUAACAGCUGUCUGCCUGAUCCAAGACUUUUAAUACAAAAAAGCAUUUUUUAUAUAUAAAAACAAACAAAAUGAUAUUAAGCGUUGGGUGUUUUAUUGUAUAAUGCCAUUUCAAAUUUACUUGAAAACCAGGGGCCUUUUUGUCAACCUGAUUGUAUGUUUUAUACAUUGUCAUGAGCUGUUUCGUACAAUGUAACCUGCUGAAUUUGAUUAUAGUUUAAAAGUGUGCAGUUUAAUGUGGCCACUUGUGCGGGGAAAUAAUUUUUUUGUGAACCCGUGACCCAUUUUGGAAGGAAGCGGUAGCCUGCUUUGCUGUUCUAACUCGAGUGUUUAAGAGGUGCAGUAUUCACAGUAAACUC